This is a messenger RNA of Arvicola amphibius (Eurasian water vole), 1821 nucleotides long. It is a transcript of the gene Lingo2, whose product is annotated as leucine rich repeat and Ig domain containing 2. Gene Ontology annotation, molecular function: protein binding. Gene Ontology annotation, cellular component: plasma membrane. NCBI's taxonomy places the organism in Eukaryota, Metazoa, Chordata, Mammalia, Rodentia, Cricetidae. Bases 1 to 1821 code for a protein of 606 amino acids. The transcript has a single exon. The record is from RefSeq and is a predicted model, not a curated record.
AUGCUUCAAACGGCCAUUCCAUGCUGGCAGCCGUUCCUGGGUCUGGCUAUGGUGUUCCUCCUCGUGGGAUCCACCAUCGGCUGUCCUGCUCGCUGUGAGUGCUCCGCCCAGAACAAAUCUGUUAGCUGCCACAGAAGACGUUUGAUUGCCAUCCCAGAAGGCAUUCCCAUUGAGACCAAAAUCUUGGACCUCAGCAAAAACAGAUUAAAAAGCGUAAACCCUGAAGAAUUCAUAUCAUAUCCUCUCCUGGAGGAGAUAGACUUGAGCGACAACAUCAUCGCCAAUGUGGAGCCCGGGGCUUUUAAUAACCUCUUUAACCUACGAUCCCUCCGCCUGAAAGGCAAUCGCCUUAAGUUGGUACCCUUGGGAGUAUUCACAGGACUGUCCAACCUCACCAAACUUGACAUUAGUGAGAAUAAGAUUGUUAUUUUGCUGGACUACAUGUUCCAGGAUCUACAUAACCUGAAGUCUCUAGAAGUGGGGGACAAUGAUUUGGUUUAUAUAUCACACAGGGCCUUUAGCGGACUACUUAGCUUGGAGCAGCUCACCCUGGAGAAGUGCAACUUAACAGCAGUACCAACAGAAGCCCUUUCCCACCUCCGCAGCCUCAUCACCUUGCAUCUGAAGCAUCUUAACAUCAACAAUAUGCCCGUGUAUGCCUUUAAAAAAUUGUUCCACCUGAAACACCUAGAGAUCGACUAUUGGCCUUUGCUCGACAUGAUGCCAGCCAAUAGCCUCUAUGGUCUCAACCUCACCUCCCUCUCCAUCACUAACACCAACCUGUCCACUGUCCCCUUCCUCGCCUUUAAACACCUGGUGUACCUGACCCACCUUAACCUCUCCUACAAUCCCAUCAGCACUAUCGAAGCAGGCAUGUUCUCUGACCUGAUCCGCCUACAGGAGCUUCAUAUAGUGGGGGCCCAACUGCGCACCAUUGAGCCUCACUCCUUCCAAGGGCUCCGCUUCCUCCGUGUGCUCAAUGUAUCUCAGAACCUGCUGGAAACAUUGGAAGAGAAUGUCUUCUCCUCCCCUAGGGCUUUGGAGGUCCUGAGCAUUAACAACAACCCACUAGCCUGCGACUGUCGACUCCUCUGGCUCCUACAGCGACAACCCACCCUACAGUUUGGGGGCCAGCAGCCCAUGUGUGCCGGGCCAGACACCAUUCGUGAGAGGUCAUUUAAGGAUUUCCAUAGCACCGCUCUUUCUUUCUACUUUACCUGCAAAAAGCCCAAAAUCCGUGAAAAGAAGUUACAGCACCUCCUAGUGGACGAAGGACAGACAGUCCAGCUGGAGUGCAGUGCUGACGGAGACCCACAGCCCGUGAUUUCCUGGGUGACACCCCGAAGGCGUUUCAUCACAGCCAAAUCCAAUGGAAGGGCCACUGUGUUGGGUGAUGGCACCCUGGAAAUCCGUUUUGCCCAGGAUCAAGACAGUGGGUUGUAUGUUUGCAUUGCUAGCAACGCUGCCGGGAACGACACCUACACAGCCUCCCUCACUGUGAAGGGAUUCACUUCAGACCGCUUCCUUUACGCAAACAGGACCCCUAUGUACAUGACCGACUCCAAUGACACGGUCUCCAACGGCACUAAUGCCAACACUUUUUCCCUGGACCUUAAAACAAUACUGGUAUCUACAGCCAUGGGCUGUUUCACAUUCCUGGGAGUGGUUUUAUUUUGUUUUCUCCUCCUUUUUGUGUGGAGCCGAGGAAAAGGCAAGCACAAAAACAGCAUUGACCUCGAGUAUGUGCCCCGAAAAAACAACGGUGCUGUUGUCGAAGGGGAGGUGGCUGGACCCAGGAGGUUCAACAUGAAAAUGAUAUAG